AAAGUUGGCCAUGACAAACCGUAUGAAAAAAUGAAGUAUAAAAUAUUGUCAAUUUAGUUGACGCUGAUUAUGGAUAAGUCAAGAACAAGCAAAUCUAAUAUUAUUUUAAAAGAAGUAACUCCCCCAAAAAAGAAGAAAUAUGGCCGAGGAUAUUAUGCCGAACUGCUGACAAAUUUAAAUACUGCCGAACUACAAAAAAGAAAUUUUCCAGGCAGCCAUAAGAAGACUAGCCUUAUUUGGCAAGCAAGAACAGAAAGACAUGCGCCCAUUUUCAUGGAGCUGGUGGCGCCAGGACAAAGAGUUGCUUUGGCACCGGCCGAGAGAUGGAUGACUUUUGAAGCAGAUAAAGAUGUGGCAUUUCCAGUAAAUACAUUUAAGCCAAAGGUUCAGCAUCAGCAUGAAGUAGACCCGAAAACACUACCAAGGAAUGUAGCUAUAGAGCGCAGGAGAAGGCAGUACCAGUGGGAAACUCUGCCACAAGUUCUGGAAAGAAUGAAUAUUAAAAAUCGCGACUUACUGCCCAUCGACGUACUUUACGAAAAUUUCCCAUCCGCAUCUGAUAGAUAUGGACUGUACUCUUGGAUACCGUUUCUUCCACUUGAAUUAUUUGAUAAUGAAGAAUAUAUGGUGAGAACUGCCGAGAACUGGAUAGAACACGGCGUAAUAGAUGGCAUAAGGCACCCGUUACCCGGAACCGCGUUUGUCCCAAACGAAAAUUUGACGGAUAAAAAUAGGGAAGCUUUCAGUUUAGACGAACUGUACCACUGGGUCGACGUUGCCAUUAGCGACUAUAAUUACGAGACCAAAUGCUGGCACGUGACAACCUUGGACGGGUUCAAACGUACGUUCGAGCUGCCGAAAGUGUACCUCACGUUCAAGGCGGAAGAUCCGGUGCAUUUUGGCGAUAGGAUUAUAGCUGCGAUCAAUUUGAGAAAGAAAACUGAAGAAAUUAUAAGGUGUGAAUUUUUCAUUGACUGCAUGCCCCUUACUGGAACACCUACAAUGAGCGAUGAAAUGCUGAAUAGAAUUAUUGAAAAAGUGAGAAAAACUCGCGUUGGGAAAAAUAUGUAUUAUUUCGAUUAUUUUCAAACAUUGAAGCAAGAAUUGUUGUUGAGUCACCAGAGGACAAUAGGAGAGUUAGAUUUUCGAGGAAGCCAAUCAGUGAACGAUUAUAAUUUUUUCGACAUAGAGAAGUGCACUAUGGCUUUAAACUACAAAGUCAUUGACACGGGCCAAAGUAAGGCAGAUUUUAUUAACAAGAAAAAUUACUUUGCUUGGUACACUAUUUACAUGGUUCCCGAAACGCACCUGGCAAUGUCGUACGUAGCAGGAGAAUGUAUUAAAAUGGGCCAGAUGUCGUUAUUUUCCACCACUUUUGGGGCGAAAUACAUUACUUUGGAAGAAUUUAGCACAGUACAAAAUCAAACAUCGAGUAUCGCUUUAAAACAACUGAAGACGACCUGGCUGGAGACUUUAGUCUUUAAUAUUCGAAUGUGCAUUGGAGACUUGGGUAAGGGAUGGUUCGAUAUAAACGAGCGAAUAUACGAGGUGUACGAAAUAUCCAAACUAAAUCGAUUCAUGGAGUUGGUAAAAUACCGAAUGCAGUACACGCUAAGAUUGCUAGUGGAGAAUUCAAUAGAACUAUUUAUAAAUUUGGUAGAGUCACCCUGUAUUCCCUGUCUAGGUUGCGAAGAGGAUUUUGUUUGGGGAUCCGACCUCAUAACCAGCCCUUUUAUAUCCCAUGCAAUGCCCAUUUUUAAUUUACAGCUUAAAAUGGACGAAAACGGUGCUUAUUAUACUACAUCACCCGAAUAUUUUGCGGUAGUUCUUCUGAAGUUGUUCGACGAAGCUUUAAUACAAACACAUCAAGUCCGACAAGUGCACCCAUUAUUGUUGUCAAAUUUAAGCUUUCCGCCGGAUCUGUACCUGUCAUCGGUCGGACUUUUGGCCGACGAAGUUUGUCAAGUGAGGGACAGGUUUUUGUUGGCGUACGAAAAAGCUAUCAUACCUCUUAAGGCAUAUGCCAAAGAGUUCGAAGCACAUGUAAAUUUGUACGUGUUAGAUAUACCCGAAUUUAUUUCAAAUUAUGAAUCUGAGCAAAAAACAGCUGCCGAUUUUAAGGAAGAUAUAUCACAACAGUACCGAUUGAAAAGGAGUCUAGAAGAAACUUUGCCUAAUGUUAUAUUCAUUGGCCCGUUUUAUGUUACUGUCGACUUCUUAAGAUUAUUUUUAAUCAACAAACGUCAAGAUAUUAUUAAUAAAUUGCUUGACUUAUUUGCUUUGAAAAUGAAAAUAUGUAUCGAGGAUUUGCUGCAAGAUUUUAAAAAUAUUAUGACCAAGUUAAGUGUGAAGCCUGAAAACAUUGAGCACAUUUUUGAGAUAAGAGACUGGAUGGAAACCGUACCACUGACUGUCAAAUCUUUAGAAGAAAAUUGUAAAAGAUAUUUGUUGGAAUAUGAGGUCCUGGACCAUUUCUGGUAUGCUCUGCAAAACGAAGACUUCGACAACAAAUGGGAAGCUAUCGGUUGGCCCCUGAAAGUUACUCAACAAAUUGAAGCUACCGAGGUCUUUUUAAAGGAAGAAGAAGAUAGAUAUUACAAAUUGCAAAUGAACGACGAGUUUACAUUAAAUGACAGAAUUGAAACUUUGACUUCUCAAGUUGUUAAUAUGUCAGGAUACAAAGAUAUAAGUAGGACUCACGAGUAUGCUUUGGAAAUACGCAAAGUUUGGAAGACCAUGAAAGAGGCACAGGAAUUCGGGCAGUUACUCAACCAGAGGCAGAAGCUAUUUGGGGCCCCGGUUGUGCCUUUCGACAACCUAACCAAAUUAAUCAAGGAAUUUGAGCCCUAUAAAAAUUUAUGGACUACCGCCUCAGAUAAAAAAACGAGACUUGAUUGGAUGCGCGCUUAUGAAAUGUGGAUGGAUAAUCCCAUUAUAAAUGUGGACGCGGACACAGUGGAUGUAACAGUAAACGACAUGUACAAAAUGAUGGUUCGUCUUACCAGAGUAUUUGCUGACAUGGAAACGGUUCAAGGCGUUGCCAUUGCUAUUCGAAAUCAAAUUGAUGAAUUUAAACCGCUUAUUCCGCUAUUGCAAUGUAUAAGAAAUCCCGGAAUGCGACAGAGACACUGGGAUGAAUUUGCCGAGAAAACAGAUAUACAAUUGGUCUGGUCCACCACAAUUACUUUCCACGACGUUUUGGCCUUGGGGGUAGAACAAUAUAUCGAUGAAAUUAAAAGCAUAGCGGAAGCGGCCACCAAAGAGUACAGCAUCGAGCAAACUUUGGAUAAAAUGUUGGCUCAAUGGGAGGAUAACCGUUUGGAGCUAACAGCAUAUAAAGAUACAGGAACCUACAUAAUGAAGAUAUCUGAAGAGCAACAACAAAUGCUAGAUGAUCACAUCGUAAUGACUCAGCAAAUUUCGUUCAGCCCUUUUAAAGGGCCUUUUGAGGAUAAGAUUACUGAGUGGGAGGAGAAACUAAAAAUUACAGCCGAAGUGAUCGAGGAGUGGAUGGAUGUCCAAAAGCAGUGGAUGUACAUGGAACCAAUUUUCAGCAGUGAGGAUAUCACUAAGCAGCUUCCGGCUGAAAGUAAAAAAUACAAAACAAUGGAAAGAACAUGGAAGCGAAUUAUGAGAAACGCCCUGGACAUACCAAAUAUUAUUGAAUAUUGUGGUGAUAGAAGACUAUUAGAGAGCCUUAAGGACGCUAAUCAUGUACUCCAAGUUAUUCAAAAAGGCCUGUCCGAAUACUUGGAAAUUAAGAGGGUUACAUUUCCGAGAUUAUACUUCCUUAGCGAUGACGAAUUGUUGGAGAUUCUCUCUCAAGCACGCAACCCUUUAGCUGUCCAACCUCAUCUGAGAAAGUGUUUCGAGAAUAUAUCCAGGCUGACUUUCGAAGAAGAUCUAAAAAUUACAGAAAUGUUUUCUGCUGAAGAAGAAUGUGUAGCUUUAAACCCAACCUUAUAUCCGACGGGAAAUGUUGAACACUGGAUGCUAGUGGUCGAAGAUUCCAUGAGAAACACUAUAAGAACUAUAUUGGGAGAGAGUUUAAAAGAAAUAUAUGAAAAAGAGAGAAAAGAAUGGGUUCUGUGUUGGCCUGGUCAAGUUGUCAUCGCAUGCAGUCAAGCAUUUUGGACAGCAGGCGUGGAAAAAGGAAUUGCUGACAACGCUUUAGACACUUUCCUCGAAGACGUUGUUAUAAUAAAUUUAGACGCAUUGAGAGGUUUAGUUAAAGGAAAUUUGACAUUUCUGCAAAGGGAAAUUCUAUCUGCACUGAUUGUAAUAGAAGUGCACUCUCGAGAUGUAACUCAGAAUUUGGUAAAUUUGAAUAUUGUGAAUGUGAAUGAUUUUGAUUGGAUAAGUCAGCUCAGAUACUACUGGAUCCAAGAUCAAAUGAAGGUGAGAGCUGUGAACGCUGAAUUUCCGUAUGGUUAUGAAUAUUUAGGAAAUAGUGGCAGAUUAGUUAUAACACCGCUGACCGAUCGAUGUUACCUUACCUUAACAGGAGCACUUCAUCUGAAGUUUGGUGGAGCUCCAGCAGGCCCAGCAGGCACUGGAAAAACAGAAACAACAAAAGAUUUGGCCAAAGCCUUUGCCGUCCAGUGUGUUGUUUUCAACUGCUCAGAUCAGUUAGAUUUUAUGGCCAUGGGCAAAUUUUUUAAGGGUCUAGCUAGCUCCGGGGCGUGGGCCUGUUUUGAUGAGUUUAACCGAAUCGAUAUUGAGGUGUUAUCGGUAGUAGCCCAGCAGAUAACAACAAUUCAAAAAGCGCAACAGUCAAGAUUGGAUAGGUUUAUUUUUGAAGGGUGCGAUAUAGUUUUGAAGGAGUCAUGUGCUGUUUUCAUUACUAUGAAUCCAGGUUAUGCUGGUAGAACAGAACUUCCUGACAAUUUAAAAGCCUUAUUUAGGCCGGUGUCUAUGAUGGUGCCCGAUUAUAGUUUAAUAGCAGAAAUAUCCCUUUUUUCGUUUGGUUUUAGUAACGCUCGGCAGUUGGCUAACAAAAUUACUACCACAUUUAAGUUGAGCUCCGAACAACUGAGUUCUCAGGACCAUUACGAUUUUGGAAUGAGAGCAGUUAAGACCGUUAUAUCUGUGGCUGGAAAUCUUAAAAGAGAAAAUCCUGAUAUGGACGAACGUCAGAUAUGCUUAAGAGCGUUAAGGGAUGUGAAUGUUCCCAAAUUCCUUAAAGACGACCUUAAAUUAUUCAAUGGUAUUGUUUCUGACUUAUUCCCGAGAAUGGUGGAGCAAGCUGUUGAUUAUGGAGCUUUGGAGUUGGCCAUUAGAGAUUCUUGUAUAGCUAAUAAAUUGGAAGAUGUAAACGAGUUCGUGAGAAAAGUAAUACAACUAUACGAAACAACAAUUGUACGACAUGGUCUGAUGUUGGUAGGUCCAACAGGGUCAGGAAAAACAAAGGUAGGUGACUUUAUAAUUGCCACAUGUUCUUAAGAGAAUCCAGUA
This is a messenger RNA of Sitophilus oryzae (rice weevil), 5454 nucleotides long. Its product is annotated as dynein heavy chain 1, axonemal-like. The record is from RefSeq and is a predicted model, not a curated record. The transcript has 30 exons. Gene Ontology annotation, biological process: microtubule-based movement. The coding region runs from base 70 to 5442 and encodes 1790 amino acids. Gene Ontology annotation, molecular function: dynein intermediate chain binding; minus-end-directed microtubule motor activity; dynein light intermediate chain binding. Lineage: Eukaryota; Metazoa; Arthropoda; Insecta; Coleoptera; Curculionidae. Gene Ontology annotation, cellular component: dynein complex.